Zea mays is the source of this 895-nucleotide messenger RNA. Its product is annotated as heat shock protein18c. The transcript has a single exon. The record is from RefSeq and is marked validated. The coding region runs from base 55 to 549 and encodes 164 amino acids. NCBI's taxonomy places the organism in Eukaryota, Viridiplantae, Streptophyta, Magnoliopsida, Poales, Poaceae.
CAGCGAACCGAGAAACCAACACAACAAGCAAAGCAGCGAUCCGACAUCCGAGAGAUGGACGCGGUGAUGUUCGGGCUGGAGACUCCCCUGAUGGCCGCGCUGCAGCACCUGCUGGACGUGCCCGACGGCGACGCCGGCGCGGGCGGCGACAACAAGACGGGCAGCGGCGGCAGCGCCACGCGCACCUACGUCCGCGACGCGCGCGCCAUGGCGGCCACCCCGGCCGACGUGAAGGAGCUGCCCGGCGCGUACGCGUUCGUGGUGGACAUGCCGGGGCUGGGCACGGGCGACAUCCGGGUGCAGGUGGAGGACGAGCGGGUGCUGGUGGUCAGCGGCGAGCGGCGCCGGGAGGAGCGCGAGGACGACGCCAAGUACCUGCGCAUGGAGCGGCGGAUGGGCAAGUUCAUGCGCAAGUUCGUGCUGCCGGACAACGCCGACGUCGACAAGGUCGCCGCCGUGUGCAGGGACGGCGUGCUCACGGUGACCGUCGAGAAGCUGCCCCCGCCGGAGCCCAAGAAGCCCAAGACCAUCGAGGUCAAGGUCGCCUGAGGGAGCAAGCAGUAGCUGUGCUUCUGAAACUUUGUGUGUUUGUGUUUGCUUCCUUCUUUGGUAUCACCAAUCAUCCUAUCUGAUAUAUCGACUGGGGUUUUUGCUGUCUCCAUAGAAUAAAUCUCUACAUGUCUCUUGUAACCUUUUCUGGUGAAGAUCGUGUCGCGAUGAAUCUAUAAGUUACCGUUUGUUUUCUUUUAUUUUGAUGAUUUAGAAUAGAAUAGGCUAUUUUUUUAGAAAUAUGUUAUCCCACCACUUUCUAAACUUAUCAUAUAAGUCUAUCUCAAAUUCAUAGGUAAGAUAUUAAAAUUAAUUCUAUAGAUUUACAUGCUAUUUUUUUCGAUAU